Messenger RNA from Entamoeba invadens IP1, 1743 nucleotides. RefSeq lists its product as hypothetical. The record is from RefSeq and is a predicted model, not a curated record. The transcript has a single exon. NCBI's taxonomy places the organism in Eukaryota, Evosea, Mastigamoebida, Endamoebidae. Bases 1 to 1743 code for a protein of 580 amino acids.
AUGGGAGGUGGUAAAGCAAAGAAACAAAAGACGCAUACCACUGCUCAACAACGGUCAGAUGAUAUGAAACCUCGCUCCCCUGAAUCAACCGAACAAACUCGUCUUUCAAAACAAGAAAGGAAAACGCAAAAGAAACUUGACAAGAAAGAAAGAAAACAAGAAGAGCGAUUGAAAAGGGUUAUGCAUGGCCAACAAAACAACUCCACUGAAAAAUGUGGUAAAAACUCGGGGAAAAAAGAGAAAGUCGACCGCUAUGAAAAAGCAGACAAUUUGACUGAAAUUUCACCAACGACUUUGUUAACAACAGAAACACUUAAAAUGAAUUUCAAAAAUUAUUUAACUACUUUAGAUACAUCGGAGUUACUUGCUUAUAUCACUAACAUUCCUCUCCGUCUCACAGAAACUGAACGAAGUUAUUUGGAAGUCAUUGAAAGUGCGUUAGAGGUGAGUGAAUACACUUCACAGAUUGAUGUUGCCAAAAGUGAUUACCAGAGUUACAUGUCUUUUUACAACACACGAGAUGUUAGUGCACGCAGUAAAGUGGAGAAAGUUAAAAUUGCACUCGACGAGUUCAAGCACACCAUUUUUGGUAUUCUUUUCGCAAGUAAUUAUAAACUCGCAACUAAAAUCCUCAAUGACCGCAAUGUCGAAGAAAAAUUCUUCCAAGAGGCCUUUGAAGCCGCUCGCCGGUUUAAAGCGAGUAACCCGGCUUCUAUGCGAACCACCUAUCAAAAGUUGAUGCACAUCCUUCAAGACAUUGUGAUUUAUGACAGAGACUUUAUCGGUCCAGACUUUGUUAUCAGUGGGAAAUAUCUACCGAUAAAAACUGUUGGCAGUGUUUGUUCGCAAAACGACUUGAUUUUGAUAUGCAAAAGUUUGGGGUUAAUGAAAGGAGACAAUCACAUGGAGUUUGACGAGAACACUAAUUCAUCGAAAGUCACAGUCGCUGUUCCAAAUGUGGCAACUGAUUUUUUGGUCAAUUCGAUUAAAGAUGGGCUUUCAGGGAGUGAAGAUAUGUGUGGAAUUGUUCAAGGGAUGUUAGACGAAUUGUCGAAGUAUUCUGGAUACGCACAAGACAAAAGUUUGGAGAUUACACGAGGAAGAGGUGGUGCUGCAUUUUCACAUAACCAUAGCGAGCAAUAUACAUUCGUUAAUCAAAGCAUGACGUUGUGGUGGAACGUUAUGCGCCAUAUCAAUGAGAUGUGGUUGAACUGUGACGCAGACUUUUUGAGUGGUGAAAAAUAUAGUUUAGUAAAUACAGGACAAGGAUUACAACGACUUCAGAGCUGUCCACGAGUCGGAAGAGCAAUGGCUGAAAUUUUAGGAACGACAAAAAGAGAAGUUGGAGGUGGAUGGAGAGGGCUUUCAGUUGUUCAUUUGGGCGAUCGAGAUGUUCCAAAUUCUCUCUUUUAUAUCGAGAAAUAUUCCGAAGUCCCAUGGAUAUUGUCACCAAUAUUACGAACUGUUCGAUGGUUGAAUAAGAUGAAUACUUUAAACAAGGAGAUGAAGGAGUUUCGAAUGCAAAAAAUGUUUGAAAAACAUAAGCCUUUAGACUGGAAGAACGCAAUUCUGCGACAUUUCUUCCAACAUGGGUUUGAUGGAAGUGGCUCUGAUGGCGGAAGUUGUAUAGAUGGAAGACUCACAUCGGCUUGGAAUUGGUGUUCUAUGAUAGAGAAGUACAUUUACUAUCCCAUUUUCUUACUCGCCGAUUUCGAAGGAUUCGAUGGACCUUUCAAAAAGUGA